CAUAGGAAGCAGAUGGAACAUUGGAUUGCAUUAGCAUGGCCCUCACCUGCACCUUCAAUAGGUGGGGCACUCUUCUUGCCGUGGGUUGUAAUGAUGGCCGUAUUGUUAUAUGGGACUUCCUAACACGGGGCAUUGCCAAGAUCUUAAGUGCUCACAUACAUCCUGUGUGCUCUCUAUGCUGGAGCAGGGAUGGUCAUAAGCUUGUGAGUGCCUCUACCGAUAACAUAGUAUCUUUGUGGGAUGUCUUGUCUGGAGAUUGUGACCAGCGGUUUAGAUUUCCUUCCCCCAUACUUAAAGUUCAGUUUCAUCCCCGUGAUCAGGAUAAAGUUCUAGUGUGUCCCAUGAAAUCUGCCCCUGUUAUGCUAACACUCUCAGACUCCAGCCAUGUUGUCCUACCUGUGGAUGAUGAUUCUGAUCUUAAUGUAGUAGCAUCUUUUGAUCGUAGAGGAGAGUAUAUCUAUACUGGAAAUGCCAAAGGGAAGAUUUUAGUAUUAAAAACAAACACCCAGGAUCUGGUGGCAUCUUUCCGUGUUACAACUGGAACCAGCAACACAACUGCUAUUAAAUCCAUAGAGUUUGCGCGAAAGGGCAGCUGUUUUUUGAUAAAUACAGCAGACAGAAUAAUUCGAGUGUAUGACGGAAGGGAAAUACUUACCUGUGGAAGAGAUGGGGAGCCAGAGCCUAUGCAAAAACUUCAAGAUUUAGUGAACAGGUACAGAUUUUCAAAAAAGUUCCAAUUGCCAUCAGGAGAGUAUAUCGUAGCAGGCUCUGCUCGGCAGCAUGCUCUCUACAUUUGGGAAAAGAGCAUUGGAAAUCUGGUGAAAAUCCUGCAUGGAACUCGUGGUGAACUACUUCUAGAUGUUGCUUGGCAUCCUGUUCGACCAAUAAUUGCAUCCAUCUCCAGUGGAGUGGUUUCUAUAUGGGCUCAAAAUCAAGUAGAAAACUGGAGUGCAUUUGCUCCUGACUUCAAAGAGCUAGAUGAGAAUGUGGAGUAUGAGGAACGUGAAUCAGAGUUUGAUAUAGAAGAUGAAGAUAAGAGUGAACCUGAGCAAACAGGAGGAGAUGCUGCUGAGGAUGAGGAGGUAGAUGUGACCAGCGUUGACCGAAUUGCUGCUUUUUGCAGCAGGUAUGUCAUUGGUAAUAUUCCACACAUUCUUUUAUCUAUUGCAAAGCAAAUACCUUUCUACAGUAACUUGAUUUAA
Molecule: messenger RNA, 1202 nt
Organism: Staurois parvus
Lineage: Eukaryota; Metazoa; Chordata; Amphibia; Anura; Ranidae
Source: the annotation of a GenBank genome assembly